AUGUUUCGUAAUCUUGGUCAAAUUGCGACAAAUGUUUGUCGUAACCAUCGUAUUACUUUUCAAGCAGUUCGAGCUCUUGCAUCGUCACCAUUAAAAAUGCCUUCUCUUUCGCCAACGAUGAGCGAAGGAACCAUUGUUAGAUGGCUCAAGAAAGAAGGCGAAGAAUUUAAUCCUGGUGAUGCUUUAUGUGAGAUUCAAACAGACAAAACAACAUUAACACUUGAUACUGAAGAAGAGGGCAUUCUCGCUAAAAUCUUAAUGCCGGAAAAUUCCACUGAUAUUAAAGUAGGAAAAUUAAUUGGAAUUAUAGUUGAAAAAGGUGAUGAUUGGAAAAAUGUUGAAAUACCAAAAAUUGAAGAGACAACUUCGGAUAGAAAGGGUACCGAAUCGAAAGUCGUAGAAACAAAAGAAAAACCUAAAGUUGAUCAGCAACCAGUCGCUCAAUCUCAUCAUGCUAUUGGCCCAGCCGCACGUACUCUUCUAGAACAAUACGGUAUUGACGCAUCUGCAGUAUCAGGAACUGGACCGCAUGGGGUUCUUAUGAAGAGUGAUGUUCAAAAUUUUAUUGAUACUAAUCAACUGAAAAUUAAGCCGCACACUGUGGUGGAGGAGAAAAAACCAACGAAACAGACAAAAUUAGAAGCACCACAGAAACAAACUAUGGAAUCUGGAGGACGUCGAUUUCAUGACAUAGAAAUUUCUUCUGUUCGCCGAUCAAUUGCUAAACGUUUAACAUAUUCAAAAACGAAUAUACCUCAUCAAUACAUAAGUAUAACAUCCAAUGUUGAUCAAAUACUCAAAUUACGUAAACAAAUGAUAAGUGAUCCUAAAGCAACGGCUAAAGUAUCUGUUAAUGACUUUAUCGUCAAAGCUGUAGCUUAUGCACUGAGACAAGUACCACAAAUGAAUGGUAUCUACGAAGAUAAAACAGGUCUUAAACUUCAAUCAACAGUUGAUGUAAGUGUGGCUGUAGCAACUGAAAAUGGACUUAUAACACCCAUUGUAUUUAAUGCUGAUCGUUUAUCAGUACAAGACAUCAAUGGACAAGUUAAACAAUUAGCUACUAAAGCUAAAGAAGGAAAAUUAAAACUCAAUGAAUUUCAAGGUGGCUCAUUUACAAUAUCAAAUUUAGGCAUGUUUGGUAUUCGUUCAUUUUCUGCUGUUAUCAAUCCACCACAAAUUGGCAUAUUGGCUGUUGGUCAAAACCUACUCAAAUAUAGUGGUGAAGACUUUAAAACUGAAAAUCAAUUGACUGUUACAUUAUCCUAUGAUUCGCGUGCAUGUGAUCCUCAAUCAAGUGCAUUAUUCCUUCAAGCAUUUCGAUCAUACAUGGAGAAUCCCAAUAUGCUCGUAUCUAAUAAUAAAUCAGAAUCAAUUCUCAACUAUUAA
This is a messenger RNA of Rotaria socialis, 1389 nucleotides long. The record is from the annotation of a GenBank genome assembly. NCBI's taxonomy places the organism in Eukaryota, Metazoa, Rotifera, Eurotatoria, Philodinida, Philodinidae.